Coniophora puteana RWD-64-598 SS2 is the source of this 1260-nucleotide messenger RNA. RefSeq lists its product as uncharacterized. The transcript is spliced from 8 exons. Gene Ontology annotation, molecular function: 3'-5' DNA helicase activity; four-way junction helicase activity. Lineage: Eukaryota; Fungi; Basidiomycota; Agaricomycetes; Boletales; Coniophoraceae. Gene Ontology annotation, biological process: DNA replication; double-strand break repair via homologous recombination. Bases 1 to 1260 code for a protein of 419 amino acids. Gene Ontology annotation, cellular component: cytoplasm; chromosome; RecQ family helicase-topoisomerase III complex. The record is from RefSeq and is a predicted model, not a curated record.
AUGGCACUCACCGCCACUGCAGAUGAGACGGCAAUCCGGGAUAUCACAACUCAACUCCAGUCUAAGCUUGAAGGACGAAGCCAAGUUAACGCAAUCUUUCAACUGGCCCAACCUAAGCUACACAGCACGGCUACGCGAGUCGGACCCAGAAUCAAAAGCGACUGGCUCUCAGACAAGUACAAGAUUGUCAUUGCAACAGUGACUUCCAUAUUGACAGAGUCACAGCCGUUUGUCAUCCACCAUUCCUUGCCUAGUAAGGAUAUGGACGGGUAUUAUCAAGAGAUGGGUCACGAGGUGGGCGUGAUGGUCUUCAGUUGGACUGCGUUCUUCGACCUCAUUGGGCGGUCAAGCAUGGUUCAGAACGAUAGUGAGAAGUCUGCUGAAGAAAAAGAACGCCAGACUGCCGCCCUUCGAGCAGUAGCCAUCUAUUGCUUGAACGGGGUAGAAUGUCGCCGGACCAUGGUCCUUAGACACUUCGGCGAGAAGUUCGAUCCCGCCAAUUGCCACAAGCAGUGUGACAACUGUCGCAAGGAUGGCGCGUCUGUCACCCAGGAUCUCACUGCUUAUGCGCAGAGAGUGAUUGAGCUCCACAAACAGAUGUCUGCUACAGGCUCUAUGAUCGCUACUGGGACCCUCAAGGCGGUUUUCAAGGGCCGAAACAUCAAAGCGGUGCGGGAAGGCGGGCAUCAGCAGCUCUCGUUGUGUGGUGCUGGGAAGGACCUCGAUGCAGCUAUACUCGACAGACUCAUCGAUUAUAUGCUCCAUAACACCAGCAUCCUUCGCAUUGAACGAGUUGCUAGAGGACAGUGGACCCAGAACUAUGUGGAGCUGGGGGACCAGGCCGACGCCUGUGUCAAAGGACGUCUUCAAGUCUGCCUGGCUUUCAGAGAUGAAGACAUUGGCUCCGCCAAUCAAAGCUACUCCGGGUCAUCCAUCGGACGGCAGUGGCCAGCCAAGACACCUGCCAGUGCUAAUGAGGAGCUUGUGCAGCUGCGUAAACUUCAUCCAAAGUUUGCUCUCCAAAAAGGGGUCAAUUGCGAAGGAAUCUUCGAAGACUUCAUUCUCGACAGUAUGGCGAAGUUCGUCCAAAAUGUGAGAGUCUUCUCUGGCUAUUCCUCGGCAGGCACUUAUGACUCCUCAGCUAUUGAUGAGCUGAGAGGAUUGUUGUCGACUCUUUGCCCGAAUGAAGAAGAAGUUCUAGUGAAGCUAGACCGGUAUGGCAAGGGAUUUGUGAGGAUAUUUGCACAUGGCAGCAGGUAA